CAAUAGAGCAACUCUGCUGCCUCAUUGAUCGAAGCCCAACACCAUCUCACUAGGCAGAAAAGAACGCUGUGAACGUGUCCAGGAAUGUCAUUGGCUGAGAAGUGUGGAUGGGGCGUGUCAAACCGUGCCUGCUCUGAGGCUCUUUUAAAAGCUUUGUUUUCGCAGCUGAGUUUUGCUGUAAUGCUUGACUUCGAGAGCGGAUAGACGCAACGUAGGGCAGUGCAGUUCAGCCCUUUGUUUCAUGAACAGAGUUAUUUUCUUGGAUUUUAACGUGAAACCAACGGGAAAACUGUAUCAACAACAAGAUAUCAAACCAUUGCUCAUUCGAUUGCACUGACUACUUGACAUAAUAAAUUACGAAAUCAUGCCUGAGAAAUUUUGUGGUAGCCUUUCUUCGGACGAUGGAAGUUUUCCUCCAUCGCCUUCAGCAGAGAGUGCCUCAAAGCGUCUGUCUUGGAGUAAACUCGUUCAGAAACUCACGGAGUUCAGCGGAACGCCGAGCACUGGUCAGAUGGACUCAGAUGCCGAGAGUGGAGAUUUGUCCGACUCAGGGUCCUUUGACGUACCUGACUAUCCUGACUCCGACUGGUUCCACGACCCACUGGAGGAGACUCUAAGAAAAGAAGUCGUUGCCUUAAUAGCUCGCCGUUUGAUUGAAGCCAAAGACAGCACUUUGCGGUGUAGCAAGCUGCUCAUACCAGAAAAACUUCUUGAACACAUUAGCCAGGAGCUCGUUCACCUGGCUGAGAGUGAGCCAUGUGGCCUCAGGGGGGCGCUAGUCGAACUGUGUGUGGAGCAGGGGGAUGCUUGCGUCAACAUGGGACAGAUACCAGCCGAUCCCUACGUUGUCCCAACGUUCCAGCUGACCCUGGUGCUGAGGUUGGACUCUGAGGGCCUGUGGCCCAAGAUCCAAGGACUCUUCAGCAACAAGUCUCAUGCAGCACCCGUUGUCAGGCACGCACUCAAACUGAGCACUGGCUUCCGGGUCAUCAAGAAAAAGUUCUACAGCUCUGAGGAGUUGCUGAUAGAAGAGUGCUGAUCAAGACCAUGUCAGAUUUUAUUGAACUAUACAGUAUACAGUUUAUAAUCUAUUGGUGGGAGAGAGGGGAGCACUGCUAAAUAACGCACAGCUUGUCAUAGUUCUUUAUGAUGAAAGAAUGUCUUGACAUGUAGAUGUUUCUGUCAUCUCUCGAGUCAUUCAGAGUUUUAAGAAAAGUCUAAUGCCCGGUUUUUUUUCCACUGGAAAUCUUUAUAUUAACAGUAUGGCUACUGUAAACAAAGACCACAAUAUAAGGUACACGUGUAUUUACACAUAUAGCAAGCAUGUAAGCAAAUAUAGCUUUUAACUGGGUUGCUGAGAUCCAGCGUAUUGCACUGUUUUCAAUCCAUUAUAUAGGAUGGGAAGUUGUGGUGCUCCUUUUUUGUGUGAUGUUUAUUACUCUGAAAACGUUUACCUCAAGUUUCUUAGGAAACAAGACCAGGACAGCAAGCUGUAUGGUUAUGAAGCAUGUAGCAUUUUUUAAGAAAAAAACUAUUACAUAUAUGCCUUUUUUAAUGUUCAAAACCUUUUUUUAAAUUUUAUACAUGUUGGGUUUUCUUUGUCAGUAUGCCUCUGAUGUUGAUGUUGGUGUUGCAUAUUUGCCUUUGUUUGUUGUUCACAUGUUUUUUGGUUCUUUUCUUCUUUUUUUCCCAGAAGGUUCUGACCAACUUGCAUUUUUCACAUGCGUAAUUUAUUUGAUAUUCAAAUACUUCCAUUGCACUGUUUUUGUACUUUCAUCAAAGAAAACUUCCGACAAUAAAUUAUUUUUAUGACUGAAA
Messenger RNA from Engraulis encrasicolus (European anchovy), 1818 nucleotides. It is a transcript of the gene ddit4, whose product is annotated as DNA-damage-inducible transcript 4. The record is from RefSeq and is a predicted model, not a curated record. NCBI's taxonomy places the organism in Eukaryota, Metazoa, Chordata, Actinopteri, Clupeiformes, Engraulidae. Gene Ontology annotation, cellular component: cytoplasm. Bases 365 to 1039 code for a protein of 224 amino acids. Gene Ontology annotation, biological process: response to hypoxia; negative regulation of TOR signaling; apoptotic process. The transcript is spliced from 3 exons. Gene Ontology annotation, molecular function: 14-3-3 protein binding.